AUGUCCUACAAACUGCUGUCGCAGGAAGAUGGUCCACAGGCUUCGGAGGCGGCAUUGCGGCUGAAGGCUUUGCUGCGGAGAGAAGGCUUAGACACUACCGCGGCCGCGGACUCCGUGGUCACGAUUCUGCCUCCCAGCUCUGCCAACACAAUUCUGCCUGGCUCGGUGAACACAAUUCUGCCUGGCUCCGUGGCCACAGCUGUGCCGGUUGAGGUGCCGCUUCAUGCGGAGCCAGCAUCGGAGAGGGCGCUGCCCUUGCUCUUCGGCUGCGUGUUGGCUUUCUGGCUUCUUUACCUUUGCAGCCGGCAACUGCACCAUCUUCUGCAAGGAAUCCCCGCCAUCCUACUCGGGCUGUGGAUGACAUUUCAGGUACACAAAGUACCGAAUUCUGCUGUUCUCGUAAAGCCUGUGUUGGUUUGGAUGUGGCUCGCCACCCUUCCCAGCUUUGACCGGAUGAGCUGGUGGGCACUGGGCCUUCAAAUGCCAAGCGCGUUGGUGAGUGCGGGUGCCAUCUACCUCUGGGCCGUUGAGCAAGAGAAGGCAACAGGGCUUGCACGGAGUUGCGGCUACUGCGGGCUGGCCAUCUCCUGGCUGCUGGCUCUGCUGGCUUGCCUUCCGCUGCGGUGGACUCUGGCCACCUUUGUGCUGCCCGGGAUCGGAUGCUGGUUCCUGGGGUUCGUGGCGGAUGCCCGAGCUGUGGAGACGGCCGAUUGCAGGGCAUGGCUCCAAAGUGUCGGCUUGCUUUUGGCAUGGUCCUUCAGUCUGCCAAUGCUCUGCGCAACCGGCUCUCACCAGCUCUUCCUUCUCCUGACCUUCUUGGUGCCGGCUCUGAGCCUCAGCUUCUCCGGCGAGACCUCCGAGACUUUGGUGACUCUGGCUAGUCUGGUAGCCUUGGCCUUCUCGGUCUUGGCCCUCCUCGCGUCGCCUCAUGGGAAUGAAUGGCCAUGCCCAGCUUCGCCCAGUUGGAUUUGUCGGACCUGGCCGGCUGUUUCCUGCUUGCCGCUCCUUUGUGGCUUCAUGGCGGUCCUGGCAACGAAGUCAUGUACUCUACGCCCCGAUGAUCUCGUGCGAAUGCUGCUACUGCUGGUAAUGGCUUUGCUGCCAGUCGCCCUUAGCUCCAAGCUCGAGGACAGCAUCGGAUGGACAGUGCCAGAUGUAAACCCAGCGGCUUACAUCGAAGUGAACAUCACUCAGCCCUUUCUGCACCUGAAGUCCCAUGGCAUACGCUGGCUUGAGCUGCCACAGCCAGUUUGGAGGGCAGAGAUUCCGUCGCACCUCUGGCUGCCUCGAGCCAAGUACUGGAUCUCCCUGAUGCUUCUGAAGUACUUCGUGGUGCUCGGGCUCUCUGCCGUACUCCUGUGCUUUGGCUCCUACCACAAGCCGCUUCCGAGGGCAUCUAAAGCCUCUACUCUCAGCCUGGAGGAGGCCUAUGAAAGGGCCACUGCUGGCGCCAAGUCCGGGAAGGGGCUACAUGGAGUUGUCUUCUUCUGGGCCCUCUCCAAUGAAUCUCGAAGUCUCCUUUUGUCGGUGCUCCUGCUGUGCUGGCUGAUCUUGUGCUCGAAGUUGACUAUCUCGGCUAGCUGGGGAGGACAGCUGAGUGCCGAUGGCAUGUCUUGGGAGGCUUGGGACCUUCUCUGGACGUGUGGGCUUCUUCUUUUUUUCUUGCAGGCACUGGUCAUGAGGUUCAAUAGCACUUGCAGCUACAGCGCCAUGGAUGUUGCUUUCUCGUCUCGGGCCCUCUUUCCCUUCAUGGGCGAUGGCUUCGACGUUGUGAAAGAUGCAAUGCUUGCGAGCAUGGUGAUGCAGUCGGAACUUCACUGGGUCAGCUACUUAGGAUACAUGGGCCUCGCCUACGUCUGGACGCUGCACUUCUAUUGGCUUUGGCCAGGAGCGUCGGGCAGAGAAAGACUGGAUCGGAGCUACCUGGCCCUUCUCUUUCUGAAGCCGCACGAAGUAGAUGAUAGACCAAGCCUCUCAGAACGGGCGUGUCAAGCGGCUUAUGUGGAGACGGAGCCUUCAAGGCAGAAGGCCGUGCUGCUGGAGGAUGCUCCGCAAGCGCUGCUGGAGUUGCUGGCUAUGGGCAUGACGAAGCCGUUUCCGUUAGUGAUGAACCUUGUGAUCCCCGGCCUCCGGCUACUGGUCGCCACACGGUUUCACAACUCCAUCGCCUGGCAAAUCCGCAGCUGGCUGCUACAGGAAGCCCUCGGUUCCUCGUCAUCCGGGGACCGCUGCGCAGAAUCGCUUUGCAGGCUAGAAACGGUGCAUGGCAAGCUUUGGGAGAGCUUCAACGAAGACCUUCGGAAGAGUGCACAAAGAACAGCCAAGAAGUCAAAGGAGCCGACCCUAAUCACGGAGUGGGUGAAGCUUCAAGAACUUCAAGUGAUGACGCCAGAGCUAGAGCUCUUUCCAGACGCUCCGCUGACGCUUCGUCGCCUUCGCUUACAACCGGCAACCUUGAAGACUCCAAGUACUGCCCCAAGUACUACGUGCAUUGAAAAGUGCAUGAGGCCUCUACUGAUCGACCGGGACCAGACUGAGAAAGGGCUCCCUGAAGCUAAAGCUGACAGUGAAGUCCUUCUGAAAGUGCUCACUUCCUCUCCGCUUUUUCUGCGGGACCAUGGUAUCGCUGCAGUGAUCUCGCGCUUGCUGCGCUUGGGCCCGGACUGUAGAAAGCUCCGACUCACCAUGCACGGCUUUGAGGCAAAGCGGCAAAUCAGCGACAUCUCAGUUUUGCCAACUCAGUGCUUGAUCGCCUUACUCCAGGGGCUGGGAAAGAGCGUCUACCUUCGCACAGUCAUCCUCGACUUGGCUGAGAUGUAUCAAGAGACAGACGUUUCCAAGCCCUUCCUGAAGGGGCUAAGGCAUCUGGUGGAGGUGACAGAGCUCGAAAUCAACUUGCGCCAUACGCGAAUGGACGAUGCAGGUUGCCAUGCUCUUGCCGAGUCGCUUUGCUGCCUGCUUCAGCUCAGCCACCUGAUCGCUACGAGGUCCGCGAUACAGAACUCGUGGAGUACCAUAGUAAGCUUCGGCACAUCCCCGACGUGCGAGUCGAAUACGCGGAAGCGUGACAUCUCUGGAGGACGCACGGCCAGUUUUCGACCGCCGGAAUGUGCGUCUCGCAAUUGGCGCAUGCCUCGUGCCAGCCCGACCGUUCGA
This is a messenger RNA of Symbiodinium sp. CCMP2456, 3156 nucleotides long. The record is from the annotation of a GenBank genome assembly. NCBI's taxonomy places the organism in Eukaryota, Dinophyceae, Suessiales, Symbiodiniaceae.